AUGGCCUUGAAACCCGAGGACCCUAGUGGUAGGUUCCAGCAUGGCAAGGUGGUGGCCUUCAUCAACGAGAAGAUGGCCAGGCACUCAAAAGGCCCUGAGUUCUACCUCGAGAAUACAUCCCUGUCCUGGGAGGAGGUGGAGGCCAAGUUCCUGGAGGACACUGAGGUGUCCAGCGAGGCCAAAGAGGCCUGUGCCCAGGGCAGCCUGGCCCUGGGCAUGCGCUUUGCCCACAGGCAACCGUUAAAUGAGCGCAGAGUGCAGUGCCUGCAUGAUUUUGCAAGACUGCUAAAGUCAGCUGCGUAGACCUUGGCCUCAGACCUAAAGUUGCUCACAGCGCAGCGGGAGGUGGAGCGUAAGGAGGCGGCCGCCCAGCUGUGGCUGGCCCAGGCCAGCCUGGCAGAGAUGCGGAAAGAGCAGGACCCACUGAGGUGAAAGCUCCUUCACGUCUCAAUUCUGCCUAUUUCUCUCCAGGAGCGGGUCGCAGAAGGGCCAGGCCUGGCCACUGCUACUGGGGCUGGCACAGGAGCAGGUGAGGUGGAAGAGAAGGCGGAAGCCACAGCUACUAGUGCUUCUGCUUCUGGCGCCACAGGAGGAGGAGGAGGAGGAAGACAGGAGGAUCCAGAGGAUACAGACGAUGCAGAGGGGGCUGUCCAGUAUACUGUAGGAUGUUUGGCAGAAUCUCUGGCCUCCAUCCACUAG
This is a messenger RNA of Vicugna pacos (alpaca), 699 nucleotides long. RefSeq names its product testis expressed 13B (gene TEX13B). Gene Ontology annotation, molecular function: mRNA binding. Lineage: Eukaryota; Metazoa; Chordata; Mammalia; Artiodactyla; Camelidae. The record is from RefSeq and is a predicted model, not a curated record.